AUGGAACGCGACGGUCUAGCCGUGGAAGGAGAAGCUCUACAGCUGGAGCGGGAAGAGUUGCGCGCCGAGAAGAAUGCACUGAUGACUCGGCACGACGUAUUGGAGGCCCAAUAUAAGAAUAUCUGCAACGAACGCAACGUGGUCAUCGUGGAACGAAAUGAUGCUCUAGUCGAGCUCAAGAACUUGCAGAAGAGACACUCAGAGCUCAGUCUUCGACACAGCACAUUGAUUCGCGAACAAGACGCGCUUCUGCUCGAAGCCGACGACUUGAAAGAACAGCGAGAUGGAUUGGUGGCGGAAUGCAAGAUUCUUCGUCGACAAUGCAAGGCGGCCUGGGAUGGUCUGCAGAUGCUCAAUAGUGCGUUCCGCGGCGAAGACGAUGGAUAG
Molecule: messenger RNA, 387 nt
Organism: Peniophora sp. CBMAI 1063
Lineage: Eukaryota; Fungi; Basidiomycota; Agaricomycetes; Russulales; Peniophoraceae
Source: the annotation of a GenBank genome assembly